Molecule: messenger RNA, 681 nt
Organism: Echinostoma caproni
Lineage: Eukaryota; Metazoa; Platyhelminthes; Trematoda; Plagiorchiida; Echinostomatidae
Source: the annotation of a GenBank genome assembly
UCGACAAUGACACUGGAUUAUGCAAGACACAUUUACCAUUACUUGAACUCGUUUUUAUUCAUCGAACAACCAGAUCUGAAUCACACAGGAGCCGUGUGCAAAACAAAACAUCUGGGGAGAUUUCUAGUUGGUCCGAAAGAUUUGAGCGACACAACGCAAUCCGUACAAUGCCCAAUCCUUUGCUCCCCGGGAUCUGAAGUUCCGGACAGUCAGUUGGUCACCUAUCAAGCCUUACGCACAGUGAUCUGUUUUAUUGUAAAAGGUAUCAAAUCCAUUCCAAUGAACUUUUUCAUUGAAUUCGAUGCUAUGGUUGGUCCGCGCUUAACCCUGUUGGCCGACCGAUUAACUUCCAGUCAAUCCGCCUCGUUGGUAGGAGGCAGCGCAUUCCCCGUGCAGUUGUUCGAGGACCAAUUUAAUCCCAAUCUAGUCACACUAUCUGCAGUCGGUCCAGGCCAAAAUCGAGAGGAGGAAUCGGUUCAAGUUGUAGAAGAGCUUGCUCAAAGCGAUGCUACUCUGGUCACGUCUCAGGGUCAUUCCCGAUUCGUCUAUUGGAACCCGUCUACCUAUGCAGUGAUGAGCACCUUACACGUCUACACGGGUUCAGGACGUCGUCCGUAUACAGGAGCUAAACCAAUCAUAGAGGCGAUGACCAGUUUGCGCUCGGAGUUAUUGCAACGGUGA